Molecule: messenger RNA, 517 nt
Organism: Drosophila navojoa
Lineage: Eukaryota; Metazoa; Arthropoda; Insecta; Diptera; Drosophilidae
Source: RefSeq, a predicted model, not a curated record
UUCUUUCACAAAAAUAAUGACGUCUGAAGUCAGUAAGACAUUCGAUGAGGAAUUUGAGGCAUAUUGGCGUAAAAUAUUCUGCAUCACCCCAAGUGAAGAUAUUAAAUGUGAUGCGUCAGUACUAGAGUAUUUUGGAGUUCUACGUUUAACAGACCUCCGAGCUCCGGAACGAAAAUUGUGGUACAUCUAUUAUUCCAAGCAACCAGAAGUCGAUGAAACCCUAAAUCGUAUUUUUCACAAAUACGGCAAAAAAAAUAUGUGUGAAAUUUUUAGGAAACACACAUUUAGUGGAGUUGCAUUGCGUGCCAGAGUAAAAGCGUACUUUGAUGAUAAGAAAUGGCAUGUGAAAGGCAAUUUGCUAGAGGCUCCAGCGAAAAGCUCCUUCAACAACGAUCAAAUGAUUAAAACAAUGACAGAACUGCACCAUGAGGAACGUAGAAUGCUUUAUAGCUUCUUGUGUAUGAAACAUAAUGAAAUGCGGAAGUACUUCUCUUAAUGGGGUACAUAUUUGGUAUCU